Molecule: messenger RNA, 938 nt
Organism: Theobroma cacao (cacao)
Lineage: Eukaryota; Viridiplantae; Streptophyta; Magnoliopsida; Malvales; Malvaceae
Source: RefSeq, a predicted model, not a curated record
CUGCUGCUUGUUCCGUGGAGAGGAACAAGACUCAGACUCCUAGAUUCUGGCAAUCUUCUCUCAGAUGAUUUCUAUUUCUCAGCUCUUAAUGACGAUGAAGAAGUGUUUCCAUUAUCAGAUGAGAAAUAUACAUUUGAGUUACAGUUGCAAGAGGUUUUAAUGUCCUCAGCAAUCUCUUCCAGGGUGCCAACUGGCUCGACAGACUGGCAGAUGUUUCAGCAUUUCAACUCUAGGAAAAGUAGCCAUAAAGGAAAAGAGAAAGAAACCGGUGAGUCUUCGAAUUCUCAAACUCAAGGCCGUUUAUGUCUUAUUUGCAUGGAUGUAAAACCAACCGAGGAGAUAUUUACAAGCAACGGUUGCACCCAUUUGUUCGGCAAUUUUGUAGCCGUAAACAUACAAGAAAAUAUAUUAGUGAUUAAAUGCCCUGAGUUGAACUGUAAAGGUACUUUAGAACCGCAAUUUUGUUGCUCAAUUGUUCCAGGAGAAGUGUUUGAUCGAUGGGAAAAUGCCCUUUGCCAGUCAUUGAUUUCGGCCCAGAAAUUUUACUGCCCUUUCCAGGAUUGCUCUGCUAUGUUUGUGGAUGAUGGAGGGCAUCAUGUGGUUGAAUCAGAGUGUCCAAAUUGUCAGAGGUUGUUCUGUGCAAAAUGCAAGGUCGCAUGGCAUGCUGGAAUCUCAUGCAGUGAGUUUCAAAAUCUGACUGAGGACGAGAGGGCAAGUGAAGAUAUCAUGAUCAUGGAGCUUGAUAAGAAAAUUAAGUGGAGGAGAUGACCCAACUGUAAGAUUUAUGUAGAAAAGAUUAAGGGCUGCUUGCACAUUUCAUGCGGGUUGCAGUUUUUCUCCUGCUAUUUAAAACAGCAAUGUUGGGUCUUUGAAUUGAUCACAGUAUAACUCAAUGACCAAAUGUUUGGUUUUUACAUGCAUGAAUUUCUUUAAGGAUC